Scomber scombrus (Atlantic mackerel) is the source of this 3395-nucleotide messenger RNA. It is a transcript of the gene rnf168, whose product is annotated as ring finger protein 168. Gene Ontology annotation, cellular component: nucleus; site of double-strand break. Lineage: Eukaryota; Metazoa; Chordata; Actinopteri; Scombriformes; Scombridae. The record is from RefSeq and is a predicted model, not a curated record. Gene Ontology annotation, biological process: double-strand break repair; protein ubiquitination. Gene Ontology annotation, molecular function: ubiquitin-protein transferase activity; nucleosome binding. The transcript has 8 exons. Bases 106 to 1728 code for a protein of 540 amino acids.
CUACCAGAAGAUUCCCGCGGGUCUCCGGUAGUUCCGGUUCCGUUCAUCCUCAGUCAGACCGGAGUGGACAGAACCGGGCUGCUCUCCGGUGAACUGGAGCGGAGGAUGCUAACUGUUAGCCUCUCAGAACAGAGACCGAGCGGCCCGCUGCGGGUUGAGGUUAGCUCUGAGGCUAGCCGGCCAGCUAACACAGCAGCUAACGGUAGCAUCAGCGGCCAGGCUGAUGAGCUGAGUCCUCCCUGCAGCGCCGACGGCAACCAAAGACGAAGAGGAGGAGGAAGAGGAAGAGGAAGAGGGAGGAAGGCGAUGGCGCCGGUGUCUGAGGUGGAAGUGUCCUCGGUGUCGGGCAGAGGGAGGAGAGUAGGGCCGCUGUCUCUGGACGACUGCCUCUGUCCCGUCUGUCUGGAGAUCUUCUUGGAGCCGGUGACGCUUCCCUGCACACACACUUUCUGCAAGAGCUGCUUCCUGGAGUCGGUGCAUAAAGCCACGCUGUGCUGUCCGAUGUGCAGGAAGCGAGUUUCCACCUGGGCUCGACUCAACAGCCGCAGCAACACGCUGGUCAACGAGCGUCUGUGGAAACAGCUUCAGACCAGCUUCCCCGAACAGUGUCAGAGACGACUCAGUGGACAGGAAGCUGCUGCUGAGGACGGCCUGACAGACUCUGUGUGCUUCCCCAGAGUCAGUGAGCCAGGUGAGCUGAGGAAGGAGUAUCAGGACCAGGUCACUAAACUGACGGAGGAGAAGCGAGUGCUGGACGAGGAGGAGAGCAGAGCCAGCGAGGAAUACAUCCAGAGGCUGCUGGCUGAGGAGGAGGAGUCGCUGCGGGAGGAGAGGAUGAGACGCGAAGAAGACGAGAGGAUGGCCAGGACGCUCAACCAGGAGCUGAACUCAACCUUCGUCUCUCAGGAAAACCUUCGACCUGCCGACGUCACCCCGGCUAAAAAGAAGGAGAAGAACGUCGGACACAUCGAGAGGUUCUUGUCUCCUCUGCCGUCUAAAAGCAGCUCGUCUGCUUCCAGUCUGACAGAUAAUAAGGAGAACAUCCUCGCCUCUCAGGUGAAGCUGCUGUCCCCCCCUAAACUGGGUUACUAUGGCAACCAGACCCUCAGCUCCAGUCUGGACGACGGCGACAGAGAGACGAGCAGCUCAGUGCCCCCCCACUGCAGGAAGAGCUCAGUGGAGGAGGAGGAGGAGGAGAUAGCAGUCAGUAAGCCAGAGUGUCCCUCCCUCCCCUCCUCCUCCUCCUCCUCCUCUGUGGAGGCGGGGGGGUUGGCUCUCCUGUGGAUGGGGGAGCGGGAGGCGGAGCUGCUGAGCCGGCUGCAGCAGGAGGAGGAGGACCGGCGGCUGGCGCUGCUCCUGCAGAAGGAGCUGAACCAGGAGGACAAGGAGAAAGCCACCAACCGGAGCAAAGGAUCCGCCGACGCUUACCUGCUCCGAGGGGGCAGCCGAGGGAAGAACAAGGCCGGCACACCCCCCCCCAGCAGACCCCCUAAAUCUGCAAAGACCUGCAGCAGCUGCACUUCUACCGUUGCUUCAUCUGUAAAGACUCUAAAGACCUCCUCCUCUUCCUCUUCGUCCUCCUCUUCCUCUUCGUCCUCCUCCUCCUCCUGCAGCAGCCCGUCCAGCAGAGGCAGCAAACAGGCCACCCUGACUGAGAUGUUCAGCCUAAGCAGCCGAGCCCCCUCCGGCCCUGCCCCCGCCCCUGCCCCCCUCCCCUCCCAUCACUGAACAUCCAGGUCUCAGUUCAGAGUCUUUUUCUCUCGGCAGAAAUGAACUCUGUGAAUAAAAUCAGCUGAAACGUCCUGACGCAAAAUCUGCAGCCUCAACUCCAACUGUCAUCUUUCUUUUUUUUUUUUCCUUUUUGUUGUUUAGAAACGGUGUGUGCCUCCUCCUCUGCUGCUUUUACACUUUAAAUCAGAAGUUAUAACCUGUAGAUUUGCUCUCAUUAGUAGAUGAUUUGAAUAUUUUCCGUUUCUUUGAGAUACUUUUUAGGAAACACUAAUCCACAUUUUUCACCACUUUCUAAACCAAACUUUUAAUAAACUGUCAAUUAAUCAAUAAUAAAAAACAAUCAUUAGUUGCAGCUCGUCACAUAAAACUGGAAGAACUAAAAAUAUCAGAUGAGAAAAAGAGACAAAUAUAUACUUUUGGUUAUAGAGUGUAAAUGUCACAGUGGGUGCAGUUACUCUGACUGUCCACCAGGAGGCGUUUUAUUUUUAUUCACACUUCAGGCUUUUCUUUAAUCUUGUUGAGUAGCUGUCACAGAGUUCAUAUAUAAAUUUGUUGUAAGAAAAGGGUUUUUUGGGUUUGACUCUAAAAGAAAAUUGAAAAAAAGUGCUGAUUUAUUUUUUUUAAUUUUUUUUUUAGCAGAGUUUUAAGUGUUUUAUCACCACUAACUAACUGCUGCUUUCAAAGACUUUCAUUAAAAUUGGUUAUUUCAGUUUUUUUUCAUUUUUUUUUUCAUAAAAGCUGUAAAAUCCUCUCGUCAUAGUUUCAGAUGCUGCAGCAGCCAAAACAAAAAAAAUACUAACAAACAGCUGCUUUGUUCCUCUGGUGCCUUUUAUUUUUUAUUCCUCUGAAUCAGUUUGAACAGUUUUAUAAAGUUCAACACUUUAACACGAGAGCUGCUCCUACUUCAGAUUUCUCUCCACUCUGAAUAAUAAUACUAAAGACUCGACUUUCAGACUCAGCUUCACUUCAAACAUUAACAUUAAAUAUAAAAAAUCUCUUGUUUACAUGUUCCUACCAUUUCAAAUGUUAUAUGACACUGAUGCCUUCAUGUUUACCGAAGACUGUUUGCAGCUGUUCACGUAAAAGCUGACAUUUUGCUGAAUUGACGGGAUGAAAAACACUGUAUGCAAUAAAUAUCUCAACUGAUGACAUCACUUUUAGCACCAAGUAUGAUUUAAAUAUGAGCUUUCAGAGAUGAUCAACAUUUAAUACUUGCUUGUUGAGUAAUUGAUUAGGUCUCAACUAUUAAAUUAAGCAUAUUUUGAUCGUUAAUUCUCAUUUUUUAAAGACAAAAAAGUCAAAAUUUUCUGCUUCUGCUUCUGACAUUUGAAUAUUUUCUCUAUGACAGUAAAACUUAAUAUCUUUGAUUCACAUCUUUCACAAUUUUCUGACCAAACAACCAAUCAGUGAAUUGAUAAAAGCCCCACAUGUGUCUAAUGAAGGUGUUAUGUGUGUAUUUACAUCUGAGUCCAGCUGAGACUGAUCAAUAUUCCUCCAGUCUGACAGAUUUAUAGUCUGAGUUAGAGUAUGUCUGUUCUGUAGUUUUUGUUCUUUAUUUUACUAAGAAAUUAAUAAGAACUGUUUGAUUUAAGUUGUUGAGAAAUAUCUGGAGAGGAUUUUGUGUGAGAGGUAAAAACAGAGUGACUGAUUUUGUAUCUGUAAAC